This is a messenger RNA of Alligator mississippiensis (American alligator), 7739 nucleotides long. It is a transcript of the gene G2E3, whose product is annotated as G2/M-phase specific E3 ubiquitin protein ligase. The record is from RefSeq and is a predicted model, not a curated record. Gene Ontology annotation, cellular component: nucleus. The coding region runs from base 240 to 2492 and encodes 750 amino acids. NCBI's taxonomy places the organism in Eukaryota, Metazoa, Chordata, Crocodylia, Alligatoridae. The transcript is spliced from 17 exons. Gene Ontology annotation, molecular function: ubiquitin-protein transferase activity.
CUGGCGGUUGGUGUGCGCGGUGCUGGAGUCGGGCGGCGGGAGGAGGAGGUGGCGGGCAGCCGUGGCGGGUUUUCAUGCAGUUCAUUAAAUCGAAGAGACUGGUAUCUUCUGCCCUCUCAUGAUCUCUCAUUUGAAGUACUACAGCAGCUUGAGGAUAUUGAGAGUACCAGUGGCUUGAGGAACAAGCCAAAGCACGUUGCAGAGCAUUCCAAAGAGUAUACAACUAGAACGGCACUAGAAUGAAUGAAAACAGCAUCUCCAAUGUCCAAAACCCACCCUGUGUCCUCUGUCAACGGACAGAUGACUGUCCUGAAAAAUAUGGAGAAAAGAGGAUUUAUGAGACCUAUAAUCUUGCAGUUCAUUACUACUGCUUGCUAAUGUCAAGUGGAAUUUGGCAGAGGGGUGAAGAAGAUGAAGGAUUUUAUGGCUUUUUAAUCAAUGACAUAAGAAAAGAAGUAAACAGAGCUGCAAAGCUGAAAUGUAAUAUCUGUAAGAAAAAAGGUGCUUCAAUUGGAUGUGUAAUGCCCAAAUGCAAACGAAGUUAUCAUUUUCCUUGUGGAGUUCAAAGAGAAUGCAUUUUCCAAUUCAUGGAAAACUUUGGGUCAUAUUGUUGGGAUCACAGGCCAGUCCAAAAACUUCCACCUGGUGAAUCUAGAGGCUCUUCACAGUGUACAAUAUGCUUGGAAUUCAUUGAACAUCUUCCACAGUACAAUAUAUUGAAAAGUCCCUGCUGUAAAAAUGCUUGGUUUCAUAGAGACUGCUUGCAGUAUCAAGCUUUGAGUGCUGGAGUAUUUUUCUUUAGGUGUACUGUAUGUAAUAAUAAAGAUAAAUUUCAGAAGGAAAUGUUGAGACUGGGAAUACACAUUCCAGAAAAAGAUGCAUCCUGGGAACUUGAGGAGAAUGCAUAUCAAGAUCUUCUGCAAUGUUACGAACACUGUGACAUUAGAAGAUGUCUCUGCAGAAAUGGGAGAGAUUAUAAUGAACCUGAUAGUGAAUGGGAAAUAAAGCGUUGUCAGUAUUGUGGUUCCCGAGGAACUCACUUGGCCUGUUCCUCAAUGCAGUCAUGGGAGCAAAACUGGGAAUGUUCAGAGUGCAGAAGUAUCUUCGCCAAGUCAGGGAAUUACCAAAACCAACAAAAACGCUCUUUGGCUACUUCAGAAAAAAUAGAAGGGAAUGGUUGUUUGGAUGAACCCUCUCCGAAGUGCCCCAGACAGUCACCAGGACCCCAGCACAGCUUUCUCGUCAGAUUUACCCCUUCCAGGUCACCAAAAGUACUGUGCCAAAACAAUUUGACUCCUUGUUCCCGGUUAGAUCAUCCAGCAUCCAAUAGAAUGGUAAUGUCCAUCUCGCCACUGAUCAGUUCUUCAUCCAGGAUUCAGUCAGUGAGGAAAAAGCAAUUAAGAAUGCAAAGAAAAGAAGUUUCUAACAUACUAAAUGAAUUAAGAUUACAAAUUAAUGCAAAAACCACAAGAUUGAACAUCAACAUAGACGAUAUCUGGAGUAGUGCCUUAAAAGGAUUCAGGGGUCGCAACUUCAAUCCUGCAAGCACAAUUGAAAUUAACUUCACAAAUCUUAAGGGUAGAUUAAAAACAGACACUAUCUGUGGAUCAAAGCACGAUUUUUUCCAAUUAUUAAUGCUUCAUCUUCAGAACUCAUCCCUGUUUGAGGGCUCGUCCUUAAAGAAUUUGUCUCUUGAUUCUCAAGCUCUGAAAGAGAAUCUGUAUUAUGAAGCUGGCAAAAUGAUUGCAGUUUCUUUGGUUCAUGGUGGUCCAGCACCUGGUUUCUUUUCCAAAACAUUGUUUAACUGCCUUGUUUAUGGUCCAGAGAAUGUGAAACCAACUGUGGAAGAUGUCACAGAUGUUGAUGUAGCACAAACAAUAAAAAUGAUAAAAUCUUCAAAAACUCUGGCUAACUUAAAAUCCACAAUAAGUGAGCGCUAUGAUUAUCUUACCGCUGCGGGAUGUGUAAGGCCUAUCAUGACUCUGUAUGAUAAGAAUGCCCUGGUGAAUGACCUACUGAUCUACCAAGUAAUUAAGCGAAUUAUUUCACCUUUUGAAAGUUUUAAGCAAGGUUUGAAAACUCUUGGUGUGCUGGAAAAAAUACAGAUUCACUCAGAUGCAUUCUCUAGCAUAUUGUGUCACAAACCUGAGAGACUUUCUGCAGAACUUCUUGGUGAUCUCUUUACAAUCCACUGUUCAUCCCGUGUUAACAAUGCUAAAGGGAUUGACUAUUGGAUGGGUUACUUACAAGAUGUGGAAUGUGGUGAGUCUGCAGCCACACUGGAAGAUAUUUUGGUCUUUGCAACUGGUAACACGUCUAUCCCACCCAUUGGUUUUGAGCCUAAGCCAUCAGUCAAAUUUCUGAAUAUAAAAUUCCCAGUUGGGAAGAGACACCUUAACUGUUUAGAGAUACCAAUAACAAACGAAUAUGAAAAGUUUAAAAACACGAUGGACUUCACUAUCAAGAGGACACUAAGACUGGAAAGAGAAUAAAUAUAUAUAUUUUUACUAAACUGGAUGUUGAAAAUUUAAUUUUUAUGUAUGUGGGACUUGUCUGCUUGCAAGCUGCUAUUAUUCUUGAGCAUAUAUUAUACCCCCUUUGCCCUUCUCGUUUUUUUUAUUCAGUGGUUCACUAUUUGACAAUAAUAUUUCUCUAGCUUGGAACGUAUCGCAUAGUUUCAACCCACCCCGACUUUAAAUGGCCAUUGUAUGCUGCAAACUAUUUGGAGAAAAAAAAGCCAAAUUCAUAUUGGCUUAACAUUUAUGCUCACAGAUCAAACUCAGUGCUUGGGUAGUUGGGUGAAGUUUUGUUUGGUCUUGUUUGUUUGGGUUUUGUUUCAUUUCCAGUUUAGAAAUAAAAAUACUAAUAGAUGAGACAUAAGCUUCCGACAUAUUUAACUGAUUAUUAGCGUACUCAUAUGAGUACGCUAAUAAUACGAGAUUCAAAGUGAAGUUCUCUUUAAAAAUAUACUAGAAGCAGCAUGAAAAGGUCUGUGGAAUGGCUGUAAUACUUUUAAUCUCUGUUAAACAGUCUUCCUGUCAAAAUGUUUUGUCCUGGAAUUCAAGAGGAGCUAGCAGAGUGCGCAAAAGUUAGAAAAUUCGUAGUUCAAGACUACCAAAUUGUGUAAAAGAUCAACCACGUUCAAAGAAGAGUUAGGCGAAAUAAUCAAGCAUGAGAACCAAAACUAAUCCUAAAUGCAUGAUAAGGAACUUUAAAAAGCUGAACAUGAAAGUGUUUGAUUUAAAAAGUUUUCUCAGGUCAGUUCUGUUUCUAAUUAGAGAAUGUAGUUUAUAUCUUAGGCUGAAGUCAGAAUAGCUUUCAGAACAGCUUGCACUAUAACUGCUUUUUAGCUUGCUCUUCUUCAGGAUUCCAUUACAAUCAUGGUCCAACAGUUGUCUAGAGUCUGAUGCUAAAUAAAUUCUUGGCUUCUGUUUCAUUUUAAACAGUGCUGGCUAUAGUAGAUGCUGUUUUAAAAAUAUAUAUAUACUUGCCAUUCUUCAAACUGUACUUUUUUAUGAAACUCAUUGUAACAAAGACACCACAGGUGUCUGGAUCAGUGAAUGUUUAGCUUCUAUUGAAGUGCACUGUAACUAAUGUAGGAAAUUGCUUGGUGUUACUGAUAUUAAAAACUACUUUAUAUUAAGAGGGGAGGACAGAUCUGAGUUGAUGCUGGUGAAUCUAUACAAAAAUUGUCAGUGUGAGAAUUCAUAGCAUGUAACUUUUUUACUUUUUGAUAAUGUCUUCAAAUGGUAAGCUUUUGAACAAAAUUUUCAUAAGAAAAUUGAAUUUAUACUUCAUCCUUUGUAAGUUAGUUGUUGCAAGUUAUUCUUCCUAUUAAUUUGGCUAUCUACUCUAUACCUCACAUUAUGCAACGGUCACAUUAUAAAUAAUUCCAUGUGGACUCAAGCUUUCAGGAAAACUGAAUUGUUUAAAGAAAUCAUAUUCAACCACUUAAAACUAUGUUUAUUCAUAACUAAUUGAAAUCAUAGGCAAGGAUCAUGUCUAUAUUAAACAUGAUAUAAGAAGUUCCUUUGGACUCACCUAAGAAAUCCAGUUAAGUGGGGAAAGAAAAUAAGCUCAGAUUUCUUUAACUCAUUUGUCUCUGGAGCACUGGCUUCUUAAAGUAGACUAGUUGCAUGGUUUUUCUUAUUAGCUACUAAUCUGUAUUUACAUAUUAGUUUGUACAAACCAUUGUAACUGUCUCUAUGCUGGAAUUAUGUAUGAAACAUGAAAUGGUCCACAAGACUUUCAUAAUGGGAAUCAAUUUUAAUGCAAGAGUGUGAACCUUAAGGUCGUCAGUAUUAUUGUAAAUAUUUUACGAGCUGAAAAAUGCCUUUAAUAAUUUGUAGAAGUUAUCCAAUAAAACACAGUAACGUUUUGGGGUUUUUUUGUAGCUCCUACAAUGCUGGAAGUGGUUCUUCCUUCUUGCGAUGGCUUUUUAUCAAGUGUUCAAGCUACAGACCUACUUCUGCUACUAGACUAGUGGUUCUCAGCCAAGGUUCUGUGGCACACUGGAGUACCUUGAGUUCAUUUCAAGGCUGCUGCAGGGUACCAUGCAAUGUUAGCAUUCUUAAGUGUGCAAGCACGAUUCAUAAGAUAAAACCAGAGCUUUCAAAUAGGAAUCCAAAGUGUCAGAAAAUUCCGACUGAGUUUUUUGCAAAAGAAGAAUUGCUCUUUUUUUCUGUAGUCAAAAAAUGAGUUAAAAGCAAGAACUAGCAUUUUCCAAAACACACCUCGAGUAUAAAAAGGUCGAGAACUACUGAACUAAGUGUAAAGCAAUGGUACUUAAUGUAUUAGGCUUUAUUCCUACUUAGACUUGAGACACCCCUCAAGGAAAAUGCCAGCUCUCAGUUUUCACAGUUUGACUAUGAAAAAAUAAUAUAACAAUGCUUCUGUUGCAAAGAAUUUUGAAAGACCACAACAGGUCAUAUGUAUUUUUUUAACACUAUAGAUUCUUAUUUGAAAUUGUUGGGUUUAUCUUUUAAAUUAUGUUUGCAUACCUAACCACUAAUAUUGUGUGGCAUCCUGUGGUACCCCUGAAAAGAUCUCAAGUUGUUGCAGCAACCUGGCUGAGAAUCACUGAUGGACAGUGUAUGUGACCUUUCAAUUUUUCAUUUUAAAAUCUGUGCAAUAAAUCUGGAUUAUAUAUAAGAUUACCUAAACAUUAGUUACAUUGAAGGUAAUCUCCCUUUCAUGGAUUUAAAAAGCAUGCAACAGGAGGACAAUUGCGAUUUUAAUCUGGUGUAGGACAGAAAUCUAAUACGCUCUCUAAGUGGUGGAAUCCUCUGAAUUUUCCUCUUAAUAAAAUAUGUUCCAUUUGUUCUGCUAUUGUACCUGUUCUUCCCAUCCCUUAUUCUCAAAUUUUCUUCUUUGAUACCUCAUACUUUCUCCCAAAAUAUUUCAAGCAUACUUCCAUUUCCUUACGUUUAGAAUUUAAUAUCUAGAUAUACCUUUUCUAUUCUUUCCUCUUACUAUUAUAAUGAAGGCCUCUGUGCUCUGGCAAAUUUGGUCUUUUUUGCAUAGUAAAGACACUUUGAUUCUGUGCAGCUCAUGCAGCUCAUGUUGAAACUUCUGAAGGAAGUCAUAAACCUUGUUGUUUUGAACUAGAUACAAAAAAUAAUGUCACAGUCACUGCAGUAUUCUUUGUUCAGUGUUGAUUAUGGAUUUCACUUAUUUUAUGAUUAUGUGUAUAUUUUUGGAGUAUAAAGACAGAACUUGUAAAAUUUAGUGGAGAGCUCAAUAUUUUGACAGGUACAAUUACAGUUUUUAGCACCUGAGAAGGUAGGAGGGGUAGUUUGGGACUGUUAACUGGAUACAACUUUCUUUUUAAAAGAAAAUUGGUAAAAUGUAACAGUAUUAGUAUUGAUAUAUAGAUUUCAGAAGCUUUUGGAAUUAACCUCAAAUUGAGAUGAAUGAGGCAGCUCACAUCUGAUUAAUCAACCUGGGUUUUGCAGUGCUGUCUUGUUACAAAGAAUCACAUCAGCAGAGAAUUCUGGUUUAGAAUAUGCAGGACCCUCAGUAUAGCUUCACAAGAUGUAUUGACAUAUUUAUGAAGAUCUGAGUUAUCACUUCUGGACACUGACUCCUGUUGAUAAGGCAAAAAAACCCCCCUCAUUCUACCUUGUAGAAUUAGUUUAUUUAAUAUUUUCUAAGCAAAAUUUUAGUUCUUGCUACAUUUUGAAUAUCUUUUGAGAGCUGCCCAUUAACCAUACUUAUGGAUUUAAUCUUUUGUCCAAGGUAAAAAUGCAAGUCUGUCAUUCCCAGCUAUGCCUUAUUGUCCACAAAUGCUAUUAAACUUAUGAAUAAGAUGACGUGUUUUUGUUAAAAGUACAGAACAAGGUUCUUCAUUAUAGAAAUAGUGAGCAACUUUUUUCCAUAGAGUUAAUCAGCUCCCAAAGGUAACUAGCCACAAAAACUAAAUAUUCUUUGGCAACUUUUCUCAUUUUUCCAUAAAUAUUUAAUUGGAGCAAUUAAGAAAUUGGCUUACGUUAAUCUCUUUUCUUUUAGAAUACAAGGAGUCAUUAUCCACUCAGCAGUCAUUAAAUUUGGAUAAAAUUGGAUUAAAUACAGGUUUUCUAAAAAUCCCAACACUUCAGUGUCACAGUUAAAGCCAGAAUAAUUCAUUACAGUCCUCAAAUCUAAUCUACAAAAACACAGGCCAUAGAACUUGCCUUUGUCAAGACCAUAACUUUUGUUUAAAAUCCAACACAUUUUAUAAGCUAUAUAUUUUCCCCCUGUAAGAAACUUUUCCAAGUGUUAUAAACUUAGAUUAGUACUAGAACUUAAAAAAAAAGUACUGAAGUCUUUUGAAGUUUUAUAUAAGUGAAAUAUCAUAGAGCUACAUUUUUAAGGCCUGUGAAUAGUAGCUAAUAUAAGGUUUCUAAGUGAUUGAGAAGAAAAAAAAAAUACUGUCUGGUGUUUGGUUUUGAUUUUUGUUUGUUUUUUCCAAGCUACAUAUUAACAGCAAGAAGUUGUCAUCAACCUUACAUUUGACUUUUGGGAUCUAAAGCAUUAAAUGUAUUGCAACUUUUAAAAACUGAUUUUUGUUAAAUAAUUUUGUCUAGGACACACAACUAGGAGUUCAGAAUUUAAAGAAAGUGUUUUUCAAACAUGCACAGCAGAAAAAUAAAUAAAAAGGGAGAAAUGUCUUAAUUAUUAUGAUGGGACUUCCUUCAGUUCCUAUGGCUAUACUUUUUAUUUCCUCUUUCAAGUAUCAGUAGAAUGGUAUGUCUUUUUUUCUUUCUUCCCAAAUAGGAAUCAAUACCCUUUUUUUUGCCUUUGCUAGCUAUGUAGCUAUGUGUUUUAAGUCUGCAGUGUUAUGGUUCUGAUUUAAUACGAGAAACUGAAUUGUCAAUUUGGUUAAAAGGAAAAUGGGAAUGUAAAUCUAGGUUACCAGAAAUAACUGUUUCUAAUGUUUAAAUCUCUUUUGAAAUACUGAUGGCACCUAGUAAAUUGUUCAGCGGCUUAGCAUAAAACAAAAUAAUACUUAGAAGGACUAAAAUCCAUUAAGUAGAGCAUUCCCUAUAGAAGUUCAAUAUUGUAAAUAUUUUAGAUAUGGUUUUGUCAUAACUAUAGAUUCAGUGCCUGAAAUCUGUUGCAGUUUCAAGUAGCAUUAUACUUGACAGCUAUAAUAUUGUUAGUGUUGCUCUCUGAAGUAAAUACAUUAAUUGUGGGAGAUAACUGUCAUAUGUAUAAAAUCGUUGAAGUGCAAUAAAGAAACUAAGAAUUUGAUUAGUAAA